GGCCGGGUGGAUAUGCGCAAGCAAAGUCGAGGAGCUUUAUUCUCCCUCUCAUAUGGGAUCAUUGCCAGCAAUGGACAGAGAGAGGAGGGAGUUCAGCGGCUGGCGUUUCUUGAUUUUCACGGCUAUAAACGCGCUGAGCAUCGCAUAGAGACUCUGAUCUCUUUAAUUGUCACAUUAGGGAAACUUUAAUAGCGUUUGAAAUAUAGUGAAAGUGAGCUACCCAAACGUUAUAUAGACCCCACAGUGGUCGGAUCCAAAAAGAGGCGCAACCAUGACGACCGAGAGCUCCCAGCAACAUUUGGAUCCAUCUAAUCCUCCGCGCUCCAGUCCAGCGGCCGGUGCUCUGAACGCAGCUCUGCUGAGCGCACAGCCGGUGAUGGAGAGCGCGCACACAGCAUCAGCUAAAGGGAAGAAGGGAAACUCGGGCUUGAGGCGCCCAGAAAAGCCCCCCUACUCAUAUAUUGCCCUCAUUGUGAUGGCAAUUCAAAGUUCGCCGACCAAAAGGCUCACUCUGAGCGAAAUCUAUCAGUUCUUACAGGCCCGGUUCCCUUUCUUCAGGGGAUCAUACCAGGGAUGGAAAAACUCCGUCAGACACAACCUGUCUCUGAACGAGUGUUUUAUAAAGCUGCCCAAAGGUCUCGGCAGACCUGGCAAGGGGCACUACUGGACCAUCGACCCGGGGAGUGAGUUUAUGUUCGAGGAAGGCUCCUUUCGUCGCAGACCUCGGGGGUUUCGCAGGAAAUGCCAAGCCCUGAAACCGAUGUACAGGAUGAUGAAUGGCAUCGGGUUUGGUGCGUCUAUGCUGCCACAAAACUUCGAUUUCCAGUCCCCUUCAGGCUCAUUAUCCUGUCAUAACAGCUACAACAUUGACUUGAUGGGUAACCCAGUUCCAGGUGGCUUUGAGGGACUUGGAGGGGGGCAUCACGUCCCACACAUGCCAUCAAGCUCCGGGUCAUCGUACAUGGCUGCAUGUCAGGUGGCCUCUAACGCGGACUAUUGCCCGGACAGCAGCAGCAGCCCCCUACAGUCCUCACCAGCGAUGGUGGGCACUCUGGACUGCCAGUCGCCUUAUGCAAAUGCAGCCUCGCACUGGAGUUCACCUGGUGUACCUUCAUACAUGAAACAGCAGUCACUAGCAUCAAGCAGCCCCACUUCUUCCACUCUGCACUCGGGGAUGUCAUCUUACUCUCUGGAUCAGGGCUAUCUGCACCAUAAUGCACGAGAUUCUUCUGACAUUCCAGUGGGACUGUCUCGAUAUUCCAGCCACUCAGCUCCCGUGUGUGACAGGAAGGACUUCGUCUUGAACCUAAACGGAAUCUCUUCCCUCCACCCCAGCAGCGGAGGAUCCUAUUAUCAUCAGCUUCAUCACCAUCACCAGAGUGUCUAUCAGGACGUAAAGCCGUGUGUCAUGUGACAGAAGAUAUUCGCAAAUGACCUUUAAAGACAAAACUGUCCAGUGCUUUUCAUCUAAAUACAACCCUCAGGCGGAGUAUGCUGCAACAAAACCAUUAGUGACGAAAAGGCGAUUUUUAUUUUCUGAAGACUCAGAGUGAAAACAGAGACAUUUCCCUCCAGUGAACUUUGACCUUUUAAACCCUUUAGUAAUGGUUAUGAUAUGGAGGGGACUUGGUGUGGCACUUCACUUUCUCAGUACAUGUCUGACUUUACACACAUGGAUAAGCAAUAUUUACAUCUUUACUGAAACAAUACAUAAAACACUUAACUGAAUUAAUCUUUAUUCAUGCACUUAAUUUUGUUUUCCUGAUGUUACUGAAAUUGUUGCUUAUUUUCUGCAAAAAGCCAUU
Toxotes jaculatrix (banded archerfish) is the source of this 1805-nucleotide messenger RNA. RefSeq names its product forkhead box F2a (gene foxf2a). Gene Ontology annotation, molecular function: RNA polymerase II cis-regulatory region sequence-specific DNA binding; DNA-binding transcription factor activity, RNA polymerase II-specific. Gene Ontology annotation, biological process: animal organ morphogenesis; regulation of transcription by RNA polymerase II. Gene Ontology annotation, cellular component: nucleus. NCBI's taxonomy places the organism in Eukaryota, Metazoa, Chordata, Actinopteri, Toxotidae. The record is from RefSeq and is a predicted model, not a curated record. The coding region runs from base 272 to 1414 and encodes 380 amino acids. The transcript has 2 exons.